GCGCGGCGGGGAGGCCGCGGCGGAGCCGAGCGGGACCGGGAGCGGCCGGAGCGGGGCCGGGGCCGAGCGGGGCCGGGGCCGAGCGGGGCCGGGCGGGACCCUCCGGGAUCCCCCGGGCUCCCCCGGGGCCAGCGAGGCGGCCAUGCCGAGCAAGAAGAAGAAAUACAACGCGCGCUUCCCGCCGGCACGGAUCAAGAAGAUCAUGCAGACGGACGAGGAGAUCGGGAAGGUGGCGGCUGCUGUGCCCGUCAUCAUCUCUCGGGCCCUGGAGCUGUUCCUGGAGUCGCUGCUGCGCAAGGCCUGUCACGUGACCCAGUCCCGCAACGCCAAGACCAUGACGACGUCUCACCUGAAGCAGUGCAUCGAGCUGGAGCAGCAGUUCGAUUUCCUCAAGGACCUGGUGGCCGCCGUGCCCGACAUGCAGGGGGACGGGGACGACGCCCACGGCGACGGGGACAGGGGGCCCCGCAGGGGGCGCCGCCCGGGCAGUGGCCGCAAGAACGGGGGUCCCGGGGCCAAGGGGACCCCGAAACAGUCGGGGACAGACUCAGAGCAGGAGGAGGACUCUGAGGACAGCGACAGCGACGGGGACGAGGAGACGCCGCAGCCGCCGCCGGCCCCGCCCCCACUCGGCUUCGGCAGCCCCGGGGUUCCCUUCGCCCCCCUGGGCCCCCCCUCCCUGCCGGGGGGGCUCCCCCCCGCCCCCGCCCCCCCCCGCGAGGAGGAGGAGGAGGAUGAAGAUUACGACUCCUAGCGACCCCUCCCCCACUGCCCCAGUCCCAGUUUGGGGGGGGCUGGGGGUUACUGGGAGCACUGGGACCGCCCCUCCCCCCCCCGCGGAAUGAAUUGUGUCGGUUUUGGGGGGGAUGGGGCUCCCGGGACCCCUCCCCGGACACACCCGGGACCCCUUUUUGGGGGUGGGGGAGGGGUCGGGGGGGGGGUUGGGCUCUUGGGGGGCGUUUCCUGAGUCGGGGGUUUUGUAUCGGCUCAAUAAAGUUCCUGUUUCCA
Oenanthe melanoleuca is the source of this 1008-nucleotide messenger RNA. RefSeq names its product DR1 associated protein 1 (gene DRAP1). The transcript has 7 exons. The record is from RefSeq and is a predicted model, not a curated record. The coding region runs from base 143 to 754 and encodes 203 amino acids. Gene Ontology annotation, molecular function: core promoter sequence-specific DNA binding; RNA polymerase II general transcription initiation factor activity; transcription coactivator activity. Gene Ontology annotation, cellular component: nucleus; negative cofactor 2 complex. NCBI's taxonomy places the organism in Eukaryota, Metazoa, Chordata, Aves, Passeriformes, Muscicapidae. Gene Ontology annotation, biological process: negative regulation of transcription by RNA polymerase II; transcription by RNA polymerase II; positive regulation of transcription by RNA polymerase II.